UCUAAUAAUCCAUCGUUAGGGCUGUCAUAUGCUAUAUUUUAAAGCAUGCUUCUUUUAGGUGAUGAGUGAUGACAAGUUUCAUAGACCUUUAACUUAAGUUGUAAACGUCUAACCUAUAUAUUUCCUAUUUUACAUGAGUCUUGCUAAGCUAUUCGAUUUGAAACAUAGAUCCGUUUUUAUGGCAUUCCUACAUUUAACCGCUAUGUAAGUAAGAUAACACAUUGCUACAUUUGCCGCCCCUAGCGAGGAGUCGUGAUGGCAAAUUACCCCUUUUCACAAUCCGAGGCAUGUGAGAGGAGUGAGGUAAAUGUGGCUUGGUCUUACAUGAGCCCACAAUCUUCGACGACGUCAUCAGUCAUCGGCUGGUAUCUAGGUAAUCAUAAAGCAGCUGAGUUCGCAGACCUAGCGCGCAACUACUAUGUAAAAACAUGCGACUAAUACAGACUAUCAUUCAUUAAUUACUUAGGGGAUAGGUACGUACGUGGCUUUUAUCGCAUUGGAUUGUUUAUCGCAUUGAUCUCAUUAGGAAUGGUUGUGAAGCAGCUUUCCAAUCCCCUAUCGCCUCACCGGAGAGAUUGAACAUAUAAAUACUAAUGGGUAGGCUCGUGGGUUUUUGCUUUUUCCAGAUACGAUGAUUCUGGGUUCCGUUUCGUACUUGGAUUGCAUUGUUUUCUGCGUAUUUCUGGCACCGCAGCUGAUCAUACACGCCGGGUUGCUCGAAACCGUAUUAGUGGGUUUACAAUGCUUGCCCUUUUUAUUAUUUCAAUUACCUUUUGAGCUGAUCCGCGAACGCUACUUUGUCGGAUAUGAGCAGCAAUCUCCAUUCGUACAGAAGGCAUCCCCAUUUGAAGACCUCGUCAUCCGGUGUGUUCGCUAUGCGUUUGCAAACAUACCUCCUGAGAUUGGGAGGGUGUUCUUUUCCAAGCCGGUGGCUCUGCCAUUCCUAAAGUUUAGAAUGUUGCGGCAUGGCUAUUUAAGAUGUCCCAUAUAUUGGCAUGAGCAUAAUCAUAAGCGUUUCAAAGGAUUAUGGAUCAUCAAGGAUCCGACAGCAAAACCUGAUGUUUGCAUAUUUUACGCGCAUGGGGGUGGCUUCUCGAUGGGCUCGGCAUACUUUUACCUCGAGUUUCUGCUCACAUGGCUGAGCCUAUUGAAUGAUAGCGGAUAUGAGAACCCAGCUAUCUUUGCUCUGGAAUAUUCGCUGGUCCCCGAUGUCAACUUUCCAACGCAGCUUGAAGAAGCCAUCGCCGGCUACGAGCAUGUGCUCUCAACGGUGCAAGAUGCUGAUAGGAUUUGCGUCAGCGGAGACUCAGCUGGUGCUACCAUUGUACUCAGCUUGCUGCUCCAUCUUUCUCAUAUCGGCCGCCACCUUGAAAAGAUGAAUAGACCUACCGGGGCGUGGCGCCUGGGAAAACCUGGGAUGGCAGUACUUAUUUCACCUUGGGUAACGCUGGUCUCUAGCAAGCAUCAAAAUACCACAAGUGACUACCUUAACACCGAAACCCUGCAUCGAUAUGCACACCAGUACGCAGGAGAGAAAGUGUCGGUCAACGAUCCGCUUUUAUCACCGGGCAAUUGUAGAGACGUUUCGUGGUGGAAGCAUGCGGCACCCUCGAGAGGCAUAUUUGUGGCUUACGGUGCUGAGGAGGUCUUCGCGCCCGAAAUUUCAGCUCUUAUUAGCUUCUUGGAGGAAAAUGACAUAAAAGUUCACAGUAGAGAGGAAAAGGGGGGAAUUCAUGCUUGGCCGAUAGCCUGUGUAUUUCUUAGUAGCUCACCAAGCAAUAGGAAAAAAGGACUAAAGUCUUUGGUGAAGGAAAUUCGAGAUAAUAUUCAUUAGGCAGAUAUCUAAACCAAAUCUAAUAUCUAAUAUCUAAUAUUUAAUAUAAU
Molecule: messenger RNA, 1884 nt
Organism: Daldinia decipiens
Lineage: Eukaryota; Fungi; Ascomycota; Sordariomycetes; Xylariales; Hypoxylaceae
Product: alpha/beta-hydrolase
Exons: 4
Coding region: 632-1834 (400 amino acids)
Molecular function (GO): hydrolase activity
Source: RefSeq, a predicted model, not a curated record